Messenger RNA from Alosa alosa (allis shad), 2149 nucleotides. RefSeq names its product amyloid beta precursor protein (cytoplasmic tail) binding protein 2 (gene appbp2). The coding region runs from base 229 to 1992 and encodes 587 amino acids. NCBI's taxonomy places the organism in Eukaryota, Metazoa, Chordata, Actinopteri, Clupeiformes, Clupeidae. The transcript has 13 exons. The record is from RefSeq and is a predicted model, not a curated record. Gene Ontology annotation, molecular function: protein binding. Gene Ontology annotation, biological process: intracellular protein transport.
UGAUGAAUGUUGGGGAACCGAGGGGGUGUUGGAACGGGAGGGCUAAACAUGAGAUUAUGACAGAGGGGUUGCAUUCAUAAUCCGACCGACGAUUGCCGUGUUUUAUUUUGAUAUUGCAGUGGAGGGGUGUAUGACGACUAGCACAGAAAAUACUUGUACCUCUGUAAGGUAGCGAGGGAAGUGAAAGUAGGAGGGGGGGCGGUGUUGGAUUUAGAGAAGGAAAACAAUAUGGCCGCAGUGGAGUUAGAAUGGAUCCCAGAAACACUGUACAACACUGCUAUAUCAGCAGUGGUGGACAAUUACAGUCGAUCGCGAAGAGACAUUCGGUCUCUUCCUGAAAACAUACAGUUUGAUGUAUAUUACAAGCUUUACCAGCAGGGCCGGCUUUGUCAGCUGGGAGGGGAGUUCUGUGAGCUGGAGGUCUUCGCCAAAGUCCUACGCGCUUCUGACAAAAGACACCUGCUACACCACUGCUUCCAAGCUUUGAUGGACCAUGGUGUUAAAGUGGCCUCAGUUUUGGCCAACUCCUUCAGCCGUCGGUGCUCUUACAUCGCCGAAUCCGACGCCCAUGUCAAAGAAAAAGCCAUACAGUUUGGCUUUGUUUUAGGUGGCUUCCUGUCGGAUGCUGGUUGGUAUGGUGAUGCGGAGAAAGUCUUUCUGUCCUGUCUCCAGCUUUGUACACUCCACGAUGAAGUCCUGCAUUGGUAUCGGGCCGUGGAAUGCUGUGUGAGGUUGCUCCACGUCCGUAAUGGCAAUUGCAAGUACCACCUGGGAGAGGAGACGUUCAAACUGGCCCAGUCUUACAUGGACAAACUCGCCAAGCACGGCCAUCAGGCCAACAAAGCGGCUCUCUACGGAGAGCUGUGCGCCUUGCUCUUUGCGAAAAGCCACUAUGACGAGGCAUACAGGUGGUGUAUAGAGGCUAUGAGAGAGAUAACCGUGGGCCUGCCGGUCAAAGUGGUGGUGGACGUCCUCAGACAGGCCUCCAAGGUAGCAUGUGUUGUUAAACGGGAGUUCCGGAAGGCCGAACAACUCAUAAAACAUGCAGUAUUUCUGGCAAGGGAACACUUUGGACACAAGCACCCAAAGUACUCUGACACUCUACUAGACUAUGGGUUCUACUUACUUAAUGUAGACAAUAUAUGUCAAUCAGUCGCUAUUUACCAGACCGCCCUUGAUAUUCGGCAAUCUGUGUUCGGAGGGAAGAAUAUCCAUGUAGCCACAGCGCAUGAGGAUCUAGCGUACUCCUCAUAUGUGCAUCAGUACAGCUCUGGUAAAUUCGACAAUGCACUAUUCCACGCAGAACGUGCCAUAGACAUCAUAACUCACAUUCUCCCAGAGGACCAUCUGCUGCUGGCCUCAUCCAAAAGGGUGAAAGCUCUCAUCCUGGAGGAGAUAGCCAUCGACUGCCAUAACAAAGAGACUGAGGAGAGGCUACUGCAGGAGGCCCACGACCUGCACCUCUCCUCCCUCCAGCUGGCCAAGAAGGCCUUCGGGGAGUUCAACGUCCAGACUGCCAAACACUACGGCAACCUGGGCCGCCUCUACCAGUCCAUGCGCAAGUUCAAGGAGGCGGAGGAGAUGCACAUCAAGGCCAUCCAAAUCAAGGAGCAGCUCCUGGGGCAGGAGGACUACGAGGUGGCGCUGUCCGUUGGACACCUGGCCUCCCUCUACAACUACGACAUGAACCAGUACGAGGACGCUGAGCGCCUCUACCUGCGCUCCAUCGCCAUCGGCAAGAAGCUGUUCGGGGAAGGCUACAGUGGACUGGAGUAUGACUACCGGGGUCUGAUCAAACUGUACAACUCGGUGGGCAACUACGAGAAGGUGUUUGAGUACCACAACAUACUAUCCAACUGGAACCGCUUGAGGGACAGGCAGUUUGCAGUGGCUGACGCGCUAGAGGACGUCAACACCAGCCCCCAGGCCACCGACGAGGUGGUUCAGUCUUUCCUGCUGUCGCAGAGCCACGGGGCCAGUCACCCCUGUUAGGGGGCCUGACGGCGUCCAGCGACGCACACUCACACACUCAAACCCACACAAACACCCACCACACGAAAACACACAAACGGUCAUUCAGCAGGAUCAUUCAUGUACACAAUCACACAUAAAUGUGCUUUGUGCACACACACACACACACACACACACA